AUGACAGUCACCGAGGGGGAGCCGGUCUCCAUGGAGUGUCGCUAUUCCCGUAAAAUCGAUGACCGUUACCUCCUGUGGGGUUACGUCCCCCCGGGCACUUCUGGCAUCAAGCAGCUGCUCUAUUGGAGCCCCGGGUCUGAGACACCGACGUAUGUCAACGGCAACUCUGGGCGAUACUGGGCAGAGAAGAACUUCCGACGUAAGGUGAUAAAGCUCCGGAUCGCUCGAGCUACGCAGCGAGAUUCCAGCAGGUAUUUCUGCCAAAGCUCCGACAACCUCAGCAAUGAAAAUGUCACGGAUUUCUGCAGCUGUGGGACCACCCUGAGGGUCCAGGCAGUGCCUCCAUCAUCCGCUCCCUCGGUGGAACUUCACUCUCCAUUCGCUGGGCAGCUCCGGGAGAAUGGCACUGCCACCCUGCUCUGCCUGGCCUCUGGAUUCUACCCCUCCAAUGUCCGCAUCUCCUGGCUGAUAGACGGGCAUACCGUGAGGGCCAGAGUCACCCAGCAGCCCAUGUGCCAAGAUACCAGCGAGAGGUACACGGCCGUUAGCCGUCUUCAGCUCAGUAGCUCCACGUGGAUGGAAGCGCACCGUUACCAGUGCACCGUGACCCACCCAACACUCUCACGGCCCAUCGUCAAGGAGCUCAGGACCCUCGCUUCUCUCUCGCUCAGACGUCCGACAGUCCGACUGAUCCCUCCAUCCAUCCGGGAGAUGGUCACCCACCAAACUGCAACGCUGGGCUGCGUGGCCACCCGGUUCAUCCCCGACCCCAUCACCUUCAGCUGGAUGGCCCAGGGAUUGGAGAUACCCGGGACGUCCCAGACCCUGGUACCCACUGCCAAUGAGGAUGGCAGCUACAGUGCCAGGAGCCAGUUAACGGUAGCACUGGAGGACUGGGAGUCAGGCACCAGUUACACCUGUCAGGUUCCAAAUGCACAGUCCGAUCCCAAAAACAGGACCCUUCGU
Molecule: messenger RNA, 966 nt
Organism: Rhincodon typus (whale shark)
Lineage: Eukaryota; Metazoa; Chordata; Chondrichthyes; Orectolobiformes; Rhincodontidae
Product: immunoglobulin kappa light chain-like
Exons: 4
Source: RefSeq, a predicted model, not a curated record